AUGUCUUCUGAGCCCACUUCAUCCGCCUCGCAGCAGUCCCCCACCUCUCCACCCUCACCCAGUUCUCUCCAUCUGCCUGAAAACCGCAGGGCAAGGGAUCGCUCGCCAUCACCCAUGAGAGGGUACCUCAUCCCCAGUCCGCUGCCCACCCGACGGACCAGGACGUUUUCAGCAACCGUGAGAGCAUCGGAGGGUCCCAUCUACAAAGGUGUCUGUAAAUGCUUCUGUCGCUCCAAAGGCCAUGGCUUCAUCACCCCUGCGGAUGGAGGGCCCGACAUCUUCGUACACAUCUCUGAGUAA
Molecule: messenger RNA, 300 nt
Organism: Eurypyga helias (sunbittern)
Lineage: Eukaryota; Metazoa; Chordata; Aves; Eurypygiformes; Eurypygidae
Product: calcium-regulated heat stable protein 1-like
Exons: 2
Coding region: 1-300 (99 amino acids)
Biological process (GO): regulation of mRNA stability
Cellular component (GO): cytoplasm
Molecular function (GO): mRNA 3'-UTR binding
Source: RefSeq, a predicted model, not a curated record